Schistosoma turkestanicum is the source of this 3159-nucleotide messenger RNA. Lineage: Eukaryota; Metazoa; Platyhelminthes; Trematoda; Strigeidida; Schistosomatidae. The record is from the annotation of a GenBank genome assembly.
AUGUCGAUUGUUCUCCGCUCAUCACCACUAAAAUAUUUUCAAGGCCUCCAACAAAGAUUUGUUCAAAUCUCAAGGUCAGCGUGUCAAACGCUUGAAUCUGUAGAGAUGAGUUUAUUUGGAUCCCCAAAGUUGUUUGGAUUUUCGCAACCGACUACAAGCGCUACUAGUGUAGCUCCAACUCUUGGCUUUGGAUUACAGCCAUCAGUUGCCAAUACAACGACACCAUUCGGAGGUUUUGGUUUUGGAUCUACUGCCUCAACUUCAAGUUCUGGAUUGUUUCAAGUGCCAACAACAAAUGCAACCAAUUCAACCUUUCCUGGAUUUGGACAAAAUCCAACUCCUUUUCAAGGUUUUAACUUAAACACUCCAAAAACAACCUCUGGGUUGUUCGGUUCUACAUUUUCUGCUCCUGCUGCUAGUACUCAGCAAAGUUUAAAUUUAUUUGGAUCUCAGUUAGGCCAACAAGCAUCUCAAAAUACUGGAUUUAGCUUCACACAGCCGACUCAAAGUUUGUUCAACAUACCAAAAACGCAAGGCUUCGGCUUUGAUCAAAGUCUUUCAGUAACUGCUCAACAACAACAGCAGCAGCAGCAGCAACAACAACAACAGCAACUACAAGUUGCACAACAGAACACAGUCGAUGCUUUCUUUGCUUCUUUAUCUCAACCCAUGCUAUUUGGUGAUGAACGUGAUUCAGUUAUAGCACGUUGGAAUCAACUACAAGCAAUGUGGGGUACUGGUAUUGGUUACAGUGCUGUAGGUAUGGUGAGUUAUACACCGGAGAAUACAUUUGCACGAUUAAAAUCUAUUGGAUAUAAUGUUUUGCCUACAAGUACUGAUGCUGAUGGACUUGUUUGUUUAUACAUUGGCCGUCCAUUCUCUGAAGUUACAAAUCAACGUCAAGCUGUACAAGAUAGUUUAUUUAGACUAUUAGGUGGUCGUCCUAAUUUACAGCUAGUGGUGGAAGAAAUUCGUCCAUGUGCUGAAGCUGAAGACAGUACUGAGGUCAUAUUGAAAGUUGUGGAACGAUUAGCUACUGGCGCAACAUCUACUAUAUCCGCUAGUGAACUUGCAAAGUAUUUAUCAAGUCCAUCGGUUGCACCUCAACUUCAAUCACAAUUGUGUGUGAAUCGUUUAAUUCCGGAAAUAUCUCCAUCUGCUGCACAGAUUGUUGCUUAUAAUGAGAAUCCACCAGCUGGUUUUGAUAGAUUAAUAUGGCAACAGGCUUGCCUUGAUAAUCCACAUCCUGAUCGUAUGAUCCCAAUUCCUUUUAUUGGAUUUUCUGACUUAAGAAGACGUAAAUGUGAUCAACUUGCUUACGGUGAACAACAGAGCAGUAUGAUCAAGAUGAGUUUAUUUGGAUCCCCUAAGUUGUUUGGAUUUUCGCAACCGACGACUAGCGCUACUAGUGUAGCUCCAACUCUUGGCUUUGGAUUACAGCCAUCAGUUGCCAAUACAACGACACCAUUCGGAGGUUUUGGUUUUGGAUCUACUGCCACAACUUCAAGUUCUGGAUUGUUUCAAGUGCCAACAACAAAUGCAACCAAUUCAACCUUUCCUGGAUUUGGACAAAAUCCAACUCCUUUUCAAGGUUUUAACUUAAACACUCCAAAAACAACCUCUGGGUUGUUCGGUUCUACAUUUUCUGCUCCUGCUGCUAGUACUCAGCAAAGUUUAAAUUUAUUUGGAUCUCAGUUAGGUCAACAAGCAUCUCAAAAUACUGGAUUUAGCUUCACACAGCCGACUCAAAGUUUGUUCAACAUCCCAAAAACGCAAGGUUUCGGCUUUGAUCAAAGUCUUUCAGUAACUGCUCAACAACAACAACAGCAGCAGCAGCAACAACAACAGCAACUACAAGUUGCACAACAGAACACAGUCGAUGCUUUCUUUGCUUCUUUAUCUCAACCCAUGUUGUUUGGUGAUGAACGUGAUUCAGUUAUAGCACGUUGGAAUCAACUACAAGCAAUGUGGGGUACUGGUAUUGGUUACAGUGCUGUAGGUAUGGUGAGUUAUACACCGGAGAAUACAUUUGCUCGAUUAAAAUCUAUUGGAUAUAAUGUUUUGCCUACAAGUACUGAUGCUGAUGGACUUGUUUGUUUAUACAUUGGUCGUCCAUUCUCUGAAGUUACAAAUCAAGGUCAAGCUGUACAAGAUAGUUUAUUUAGACUAUUAGGUGGUCGUCCUAAUUUACAGCUAGUGGUGGAAGAAAUUCGUCCAUGUGCUGAAGCUGAAGACAGUACUGAGGUCAUAUUGAAAGUUGUGGCACGAUUAGCUACUGGCGCAACAUCUACUAUAUCCGCUAGUGAACUUGCAAAGUAUUUAUCAAGUCCAUCGGUUGCACCGCAACUUCAAUCACAAUUGUGUGUGAAUCGUUUAAUUCCGGAAAUAUCUCCAUCUGCUGCACAGAUUGUUGCUUAUAAUGAGAAUCCACCAGCUGGUUUUGAUAGAUUAAUAUGGCAACAGGCUUGCCUUGAUAAUCCACAUCCUGAUCGUAUGAUCCCAAUUCCAUUUAUUGGAUUUUCUGACUUAAGAAGACGUAAAUGUGAUCAACUUGCUUACGGUGAACAACAGAGCAGUAUGAUCAAGUAUAUUACUGAAUUGCUGUCUAAAUUACGCACUGGUCAACUUGGUAUGUCACAACGAAUUAUUCAAUUGAAACGUAAACAAAUCGAAUUAACCCAUAGAGUAUUGAAAGUUCUUAAACAUCAGGAAGUGCACAGGAGAUGUGGAUUUGCUAUCAGUGCAGAAGAAGAGGGAAUGCGUUGUGAACUUGAACGUAUAUGGUCAGAACUUGUCGCUCCAAGAGGUUUACGUAUUCGAUUUCAAGAAUCAUUGUCUGCACUUCGUAAUUCUUCUGAGUUUAACAAAAGAGAUAAAGAAAAUAUUGGUUCAUUAGAAUCUGGCGAUAUUUAUCCAUCAACAUGGAGUUUAGAUGCGGAUUCGUUAAAUGAAUUGAAAGAGUAUUUAACUCAACGUCAUAAUGGUAUUCGAGAAAUGCAACGACUUAUUAAUGAAAUGACAAACAGUUUAAAAAUUAUGGAAGAUAAUCCAAUCACAAGUAUUAAUCCAUCUGUUCAUAAAUCACCAUAUGUAAAUUCACCUCCAAUUGGUGGUGUGCACAAAGUAUCAUUUGCUGUUAAUUCUCGUAUUAUUCAUUAA